Messenger RNA from Sphaeroforma arctica JP610, 2187 nucleotides. RefSeq lists its product as hypothetical. The record is from RefSeq and is a predicted model, not a curated record. Gene Ontology annotation, biological process: mitochondrion distribution. NCBI's taxonomy places the organism in Eukaryota, Ichthyosporea, Ichthyophonida. The transcript has 8 exons. The annotation marks the transcript as partial. Gene Ontology annotation, cellular component: cytoplasm.
CAGAGUAUCGACAUUCAACAAGGACGACUGGGGCAGCUAUACGAAGUCAAGCCUUCACGAACGGUCGAAAAUAGACAUACCUGGGGUCUACCACAGCGACGUGGAGAGGCCGUACAAUGUCUUCACUAAUGGACUGGAUACUAUACAAAACCCGGCGUUCAAGGAGGCGCUUGAGGAUAGCCUUCACUUCUUUCUCGAAGAGUGUAACAGUCUGCAGGGUUACCAAGUACUCGUAGACACAGACGACGCCUUUGGAGGCCUGUGCAUCGAAGUGCUGGACCACAUCGCUGACGACUUUGGUACGAAGCCAGUAUUCACAUACGCAACGACACCUAUAGUUCUCGAGGCCGAUCAUCCACACUUUGGUCAGUACAAAGACAAGGCGACACUCAACACGGCCCUCAGUCUAGAGCGCCUGCAAGAACGCAGCGCUGUGUACAUCCCCUUGAGCCUGCGUGAUACCAUUGGACCAAGUGCCAGUACCAGGUCAUCGUAUACCACCCACAAGCACCCACAUAGCGGAUACAAAUCUUCGUAUGGAAAUGGGCCGGACAUGUUCCCGGUCAGUGCACCUCUGAGCCAUAUGGACACCACCGAUAACUACCAGGGCAGUGCUGUGCUAGCUACGGCUGUGCGUAAUUGCAUCUACCCUCUCACAGCAGCCUCGAGCACUGCCGGCGGCGGAGGCCAGGCAUCCAUUCCUGCGCAGAGUAUGUCGUCCUAUGCACAUCUGCUGACGGGCGGGGCUUCGAGUGCAAAGUGUUUAGCUCUGAAUCAUUCCUUGCCGUGGGCGAUGGCUCGGGCGGAGACAAAAGCGCACAGCAAUCGCGGGCAACAACGCCAGGUACGGGAAGACGAAUCCACUUCAUCACAGUUUCGAUUAGACACGGCUGCCUGGAUCCGCUCAUACACUCCUGGCUACGAAGGCCUGGUUGAUGAUCGAUUGCUCCGAGAAAUGGUAGUGGUCAGUCAUCCCGAUGCAAAUAUGACAAAUGCAAUGAAAGAUCUGUACGAGUCCCAUGGAAUGGGGCUUGUCGCCAAUCAGAAUGGUGCAAACUAUUGCGACCCAAUCAAUAGUCUUGGAAUAACAAAGGACUGGGUGCACGGCUCAGGCCGGAUAGGCACACUCACUCACCUUGCACAAACAUCUGGCAUGGCACGAUAUGGGGAGCAUGUCCGUGAGGCGUUGGACGAGGUGAGCAUUCGGGGGUACAAUGAGUACGAUCGCGGUGGCAUAGGGUCGGAUGACUGGGAAGAGGUUAAGGACUAUCUGGAGGGCUUCGGAGAUGUGUACAGGUAGGGGCCAUCUUUCACGGGAGAUUGUAAGCGAAGCGUGGUGUGGUGUUUUCUCAGGCGGACGUUGAGUACAGUUUGUCUAUGCGGGAUGUCUAACGUCUUCGGGAACUAAGUUGCAGCAUCAGAUGAGCCUUUGAAUUUACUUGCACACGUGUAAGAACGAACAGUGUGACCGCUCAGAUGUAAGGAAUGGGUUACUGACAACACUCUGAGACGGAACAGUAGGACUGCAAGACUAAUCGAAGUCAGCGUGUGUAAUGUAAUCUGUGCAUCUAUGCAGUCGUAUGGGUUUGCAAUGGGUGGGUAAACACUUGGCCCGUACGUCUGGAAGUGCGUUGCAAAAAUUUAUUUAUAGAUUGUGUAAAGACAGGCAGCGGCAGGCACCUAGGUGCGCGGUGUAUGUGGCCACUGGAUCGGCAGAAGACGAUUUCUCGGUGAACCAAAAUAUUUAUUUAGAUACGUGGUUGGUCCUGGGGCAGUAAGAGAAAGAGCACGCUUGAGGUCUAGAAAGAUGUGAGCGAAUAUAGGGCAGAAAUGGGCCAUUUGUGAAUGUGUGGGAUUUUAGGACAUUGUUCUGAGUAAAGUAACACGGGCAAGGUCAAAACGUAGCUUGAAGGGUACUGCCGUGAUUUGUACUUUAACUGAAGCCGGAUCAGUCGAGUUGAAAUCUGCUAUCGAAUGCGAGAUGACGGUAUAGUAACAGUCGAUAGGAGUAGAUACUGGAUAGAUAUAUAGAUAGACAGACAUAUGCGCCUGUUCUGCGUACUACCGCUAGUCAAGUCGAUGGACCAGUAAUUGCAGAGGUACGAUAGCAAUCAGCAAUGCAUAUUCAUCCAUGUCUCUGCGGGAAAUGGGGAAAACCACAUUCCUACUACCUGUACUUCGCCGAAG